Salvelinus fontinalis (brook trout) is the source of this 2867-nucleotide messenger RNA. RefSeq lists its product as uncharacterized. Lineage: Eukaryota; Metazoa; Chordata; Actinopteri; Salmoniformes; Salmonidae. The record is from RefSeq and is a predicted model, not a curated record. Gene Ontology annotation, cellular component: cytoplasm. The coding region runs from base 609 to 2771 and encodes 720 amino acids. The transcript has 13 exons.
UCGCAUUCCUCCCUCACAGCAUCACAUGCCCAUGGCUCCUCCUCUUCCUCUUCCUCCUCCCCCACCUCUUCCCAUCAUCACACAUUACAGUGUAAUGUCCUACUGAACCACCAGGGGGCCCUAGAUAUAGGGAUAAGUGUCCUACAUAGGGUUGCAAAAUUGCUGAAUAUUUUUAUAAAUUCCCUCGUUUUCCCAAAAUCCCUGUUGGAGGAUUCCCUGAAUCAGGAGGGUAUACGCAGGAAACAUAUAUAUUGUAUGCAUUCUUCAUAUCUUAAAUAAAUCCUACAAAGCCAAGAGUCAAAAUAUUAUUUUAUUACAAAUACAACCUGUGGUCCAACUGGAAACAUAAAGAACAAGAUCAUAUCAGAGAUGUUAUAUCGACUUCACAGCUCGAUUAGAAUGGUUUAACCAUGGUUUCUUGACUGACUCUCACACCUAUUUUGGUUUGGUGUCAGUUUGUCCACCAGAGGGUGACGCACUACUAGAGACCAAUAGGUAGGAUGUGUCAUGGGAUGGGCUGGGCUGCUCAAAACUAAAGGAAACGGUAGCGCUCUGCCACAAGGCUUCAUUAUUUUACAGUCGGCUGGCUGCGCCUGGAGUGUCUGAAAAUGGACUCAUCAAAAGAGUUAGCUGCCUCUGAGAAGGAAAGGAAGCCAGCAGGGGAGGAGAGUGAAGAGCCUUCCAGCGAAUUUCCCAGCACCUCUUCUGGAAUGUCGACCCGGUCUGGAGAGAAGCGUCGUCGUCUGGAGACUGAGAUCUCUCGGCUGAAGAAGGAGAUGAGGUUCAUGAAGAGACCCUUGAUGUUGGAUGUUCCAGCUCUGCUGCUGACCACUCUGGAGGAGCUCACUGAAGAACAGCUGAAGACAUUUCAGUCUCACCUGACUAGUGGCCAGCUGUUUGGCUUUCCUCCCAUCCCAGAGAGACAGCUGGAUAACACUGACAGACAGGACACAGUGGAUCAUAUGGUGAAGAGAUACGGCCCUGAGAGAGCUGUGGAGAUCACACUCUGGAUCCUGAGGGAGAUGAAGCUGAAUGAUCUGGCAGACAAGUUAGAGAGAGAUCACACUAGAGGUAUUCCCACUGCCUCAUACAAGUCCUCUUUCCAACUCAGGCCCAAAUCCUCCUUCGACGUCGCCAUUCUCUCCAACUCCUUCCUCUCCCUUGACUCGUCUCAGACGUUGUCGUUAACUUCUGCUGGUAGUUCAGGACAGCUCAGCUCACAGAGACCCUCAACUACACAUCCUGUUCCAGCUCUGCUACUGCCCACUCUGGAGGAGCUCACUGAAGAACAGCUGAAGACAUUUCAGUCUCACCUGACUAGUGGCCAGCUGUUUGGCUUUCCUCCCAUCCCAGAGAGACAGCUGGAGAACACUGACAGACAGGACACAGUGGAUCAUAUGGUGAAGAGAUACGGCCCUGAGAGAGCUGUGGAGAUCACACUCUGGAUCCUGAGGGAGAUGAAGCUGAAUGAUCUGGCAGACAAGUUAGAGAGAGAUCACACUAGAGGUAUUCCCACUGCCUCAUACAAGUCCUCUUUCCAACUCAGGCCCAAAUCCUCCUUCGACGUCGCCCUUCUCUCCAGCUCCUUCCUCUCCCUUGACUCGUCUCAGACGUUGUCGUUAACUUCUGCUGGUAGUUCAGGACAGCUCAGCUCACAGAGACCCUCAACUACACAUCCUGUUCCAGCUCUGCUACUGCCCACUCUGGAGGAGCUCACUGAAGAACAGCUGAAGACAUUUCAGUCUCACCUGACUAGUGGCCAGCUGUUUGGCUUUCCUCCCAUCCCAGAGAGACAGCUGGAGAACACUGACAGACAGGACACAGUGGAUCAUAUGGUGAAGAGAUACGGCCCUGAGAGAGCUGUGGAGAUCACACUCUGGAUCCUGAGGGAGAUGAAGCUGAAUGAUCUGGCAGACAAGUUAGAGAGAGAUCACACUAGAGGUAUUCCCACUGCCUCAUACAAGUCCUCUUUCCAACUCAGGCCCAAAUCCUCCUUCGACGUCGCCCUUCUCUCCAGCUCCUUCCUCUCCCUUGACUCGUCUCAGACGUUGUCGUUAACUUCUGCUGGUAGUUCAGGACAGCUCAGCUCACAGAGACCCUUCAUGUUGGAUGUUCCAGCUCUGCUGCUGACCACUCUGGAGGAGCUCACUGAAGAACAGCUGAAGACCUUUCAGUCUCACCUGACUAGUGGCCAGCUGUUUGGCUUUCCUCCCAUCCCAGAGAGCCACCUGGAGAACUCUGACAGACAGGACACAGUGGAUCAUAUGGUGAAGAGAUACGGCCCUGAGAGAGCUGUGGGGAUCACACUCUGGAUCCUGAGGGAGAUGAAGCUGAAUGAUCUGGCAGUGAAGUUACAGAGAGAUCACACUAGAGGUAUUCCCACUGCCUCAUACAAGUCCUCUUUCCAACUCAGGCCCAAAUCCUCCUUCGACGACGCCCUUCUCUCCAGCUCCUUCCUCUCCCUUGACUCGUCUCAGAAGUUGUCGUUAACUUCUGCUGGUAGUUCAGGACAGCUCAGCUCACAGGAGGUAGCUGCCUCUGGGAAGGAAAGGAAGCCAGCAGGGGAGGAGAGUGAAGAGACAUACAGCGAACUUCCCAGCACCUCUUCUGUAAUGUCGACCCGGUCUGGAGAGAAGCGUCGUCGUCUGGAGACUGAGAUCUCUCGGCUGAAGAAGGAGAUGAGGUUCAUGAAGGUAACACUAGAGGUCAUGUCUGAGAGGUCAAAUGUCAUCAUGAACAAACCACAUUUUUGUUUUAUUGAUUUUAUUUAACCUUUUAUUUAAACAGUUGGUUUAAGAGCUGUUGUAAUUACAUUUUAGGAACUUUGUAAUGAAUUUACUCCAGACGUCUUGAAUCAUGAGGGCAAC